AUGAAGCUCUUCAACGUUGCCCUUGUUGCUGCUCUUGCUGCGUUUGCCAACGCUGCUGCUGUCCCAAACGCCGAAGCUGCUUUGGACACCAACCCUCUUGAAAAGCGCUGCAGAUCAACUCACAGCCCAUGCCUUCUCCCUGGCGAUUGCUGUACCGGUGUGUGUGUUAGUGGUGGUACCAUCAACAAGUUCACUAAGUACUGCACUUAA
This is a messenger RNA of Penicillium psychrosexuale, 210 nucleotides long. RefSeq lists its product as uncharacterized. Bases 1 to 210 code for a protein of 69 amino acids. Lineage: Eukaryota; Fungi; Ascomycota; Eurotiomycetes; Eurotiales; Aspergillaceae. The record is from RefSeq and is a predicted model, not a curated record. The transcript is spliced from 2 exons.